AUGACUAGCGAUAGAAAACCUCCAAAAUUUAUUAUCUCAGGAGCUGGGAUAAUUGGACCAUUAUUAGCCAAUGCUCUCAAAGCUCGAAAUAUCCCAUUCGUUAUCUUGGAGAGAGAUACUUCCCUUGAAUCUAGAGAGAAGUCGGGAUGGGCCAUUACCCUUCACUAUGCCUUAGAAGCAUUCAAAAAUUUGGUUCCCAAGCAAAAAAUGGAUCCGUUGUAUGAUUCCCAAGUUAGACCUAACUUUCACAAGUCAGAUUCAGGAAACUUUAAGUAUAUUAAUGCUAGUACUGGUGAGGUUGUUGUAUGUAUACCACCUUCUUCAAGAAUAAGAGUUAGACGUGAACAAAUAAGAAGGGUUUUGUUAGACGGACUUGAAGUUGAAUGGGAUUCAAAAGUCGAGUCUAUUGAUUAUCACGAUGAUUUGGUUUCGGUUACAUGCUCUAAUGGGAAACAAUACACUGGGGACGUUCUAAUUGGCUGCGAUGGCUCGAAUUCUAUAACGAGAAGGUUGAUUGAUCCUAAGGAAGGUGGGCUUUAUCAGCUUCCAAUUAGGUUUUGCGGUGCUAGAGUUCAGUUGAACAAAGAGGAAUUCGAUAGAAUUUCUAAUCAUUUUGACCCAUUAUUAUUCCAAGGAACAAUCCCGGGAACAAAUACUUUCUUCUGGUAUUCUGCUUUAGCUACCCCAGAAUAUACAAAAGCACCCGAUCUUUACUACGCUCAAGUGAACCUUUCAUGGAAUGUUCCUGAAACUGAUGAACCUUUUGAAACUCAGGAACAAAAAGCUAAUGCUUUGAAAAAGCAUUCUCAGGGAUUGAGUCCAGAGUUAUCCUGGUUGGUAGACCGAGCAGUGCAAAACCCGGAAGAGCUUAUGGAGAUCAAACUUUGUGAUUGGGAAAAAGUCGAUUGGGAUGAUCAUGAUGGAAAAGUAUUAUUAGCACUGGACAGUCUCCAUCCAAUGACCAUGUACCGAGGAAGUGCUUGCAAUGAAGGGAUACUUGACGUGGCCGAAUUGGUCAAACAACUAGAUCUACAUUUACAGGGACUGUUUUCAUGGAAAGAUGCAGUUGCAAAUUACCGUAAUUCUGUUCAGGAAAGAGCAAGACAAGCAGUAUUAUUAUCCAGACAAGCAUGUCUAGAUGCUCAUGAUAUGUCUAAAAUCAAACCUAACUCUACAUCCCCAUUACUUUCUGUUAGAAAGAGUAAAUAA
This is a messenger RNA of Hyphopichia burtonii NRRL Y-1933, 1209 nucleotides long. RefSeq names its product FAD-dependent oxidoreductase. The transcript has a single exon. The record is from RefSeq and is a predicted model, not a curated record. The coding region runs from base 1 to 1209 and encodes 402 amino acids. Gene Ontology annotation, molecular function: FAD binding. Lineage: Eukaryota; Fungi; Ascomycota; Pichiomycetes; Serinales; Debaryomycetaceae.